Messenger RNA from Pomacea canaliculata, 5049 nucleotides. RefSeq names its product transmembrane 9 superfamily member 1-like. Gene Ontology annotation, biological process: protein localization to membrane. The record is from RefSeq and is a predicted model, not a curated record. Gene Ontology annotation, cellular component: membrane. NCBI's taxonomy places the organism in Eukaryota, Metazoa, Mollusca, Gastropoda, Architaenioglossa, Ampullariidae. The transcript has 15 exons. The coding region runs from base 36 to 1793 and encodes 585 amino acids.
UUUCUCGAGAAAUCUCUUAAGAACUAACUGACAAGAUGGCGACCUGGAAAACAGUUGUGUUGGCACUCUCUUUCUCUCUUGUUUCUUGCGCUAAUUACAAAGAAGGAGACAAGGUGCUGGUGUAUGUUAACAAAGUAGGACCAUACUUUAACCCACAUGAAACUUAUCACUAUUACCAGCUACCUGUUUGUCGUCCUGAUAAGGUGGAGCACAAAAGUUUGACAUUGGGAGAAGUCCUGGAUGGAGAUCGUAUGGCAGUAUCUCUAUACAACAUAACUUUCAGAAAGGAAGUUGCUAAAGAUGAGCUUUGCAAAGUGAAAUACUCAGAAAAAGACCUGGAGCUACUUCGUACUGCAAUCGAAGAUCUGUACUAUUUCGAAUUUGUUAUUGAUGACAUUCCGGUUCGAGGCUUCAUUGGGCAUCUGGAGGAAGGAGGAUUUUUGCCCCACAACCAUAAAGUCUUUCUUUGGGCACAUUUAAGUUUCAACAUUGAAUAUAAUGGCGAUCAUAUCAUCUAUGCCAAUGUCAGUACCAAAGAGCAGGCUCCAAUCAAUCUGGACGGAGUGACAACACCUUUUGAGGUUACUUUUACCUAUAGUGUCCAUUGGUUUCCUAAUGAGCUCAAGUAUGAAGACAGAGGGAAAAGAAUGCGAGAGAACUAUUUUUUCCCAAAGACAUUAGAGAUACACUGGCUGUCCAUCAUCAACUCCAUGGUUCUUGUAUUCCUUCUGAUUGGCUUUGUUGUCAUUAUUUUGACACGAGUGCUCAAGAGUGACUUUGCACGCUAUAACCUGGGUGAGGAUGAUGAGAGUGAUGAGCUGGACCAAGACGACAAUGGUUGGAAAAUAAUUCAGACAGAUGUCUUCAGGUUCCCACCAGCAAAGAGCAUAUUUUGUGCCAUCCUUGGUGUGGGAUCCCAGUUUUUGGCCCUGGCCACUGGAAUUCUCAUGAUGGCCCUUUUGGGGAUGUUUAAUGUUCACCGGCAUGGUGCUAUCAAUGCUGCUGCCAUUGUCCUUUAUGCUUUCACAUCAUGUAUUAGUGGCUAUGUAGCAGCCAACAUGUACAGAAAGAUGGGAGGAGAGAGCUGGGUUUGGAAUAUCAACCUGACCUCUGCUCUUUUUGCUGGCCCAUUCUUCUUGGUCUGGUCAGUGAUCAACUCUGUAGCAUGGGCAUAUGGGGCCACACAAGCACUGCCAUGGACAACUGUUGUUCUGCUAAUGGCCCUCUGGGUCUUUAUUGGAUACCCAUUGACAGUUAUUGGUGGCAUCUUUGGAAAGAAUUGGGCUCAAGGAUUUGAUGCACCCUGCCGUACAAAAAAUAUUGCAAGAGAAAUCCCAUCCGUUCCUUUGUACCGCUCAACCUUGGCCCAUUGUGUUGUGGGAGGAUUUUUGCCCUUCAGUGCCAUUUCAGUGGAGUUGUACUACAUCUUUGCCACUCUAUGGGGGCGGGAACAGUACACACUCUUUGGCAUCCUCUUCAUUGUUUAUGGCAUCUUGCUCAGUGUCACAGCUUGCAUUUCUGUGGCUUUGACCUACUUUCAGCUGUCCGCAGAAGACUACCGCUGGUGGUGGCGUUCUAUCUUCAGUGCAGGUUCGACUGGAUUGUUUGUUUUCCUGUAUGCCAUGUUUUACUACUUCAAACGAUCUAACAUGUCUGGCAUGCUGCAAACAAUUGAAUUCUUCGGAUACACCCUUCUGACCUGUUAUGUCUUUUUUCUGAUGUUGGGCACUGUCUCAUUUUUUGCCUCGCUGAAGUUUGUUCGAUAUAUUUAUGUUAAUCUUAAGAUGGACUAAAAAGAUGGUGUCAUUUUUGGAUGCAAGGUAUGAAGAGCAUCUCUCAUGUGGGUUUGUGGUUUGUCAUCAUCCAUCUUAGGAUAUCUAUCAAGCUGGUCUCUUCAUAGAAGAUCUUAUGUAUUUUUUAAACACAAGACAGUCUGAGAAAGUGUAGACAAGAACCUUGAUGUGCUUAGUGUCUAGUCUUGUAGAGCUGGUGAAGGGUGCUGAUGUAAGGUCUGAGGUUACCAAAGUGAAAAAUGGAAAGAAGAAAGAGAUUAAUGAACAAUCGUGAUCAGUAUCUGUGCAUUCAGCUAACCGCACCAUGGGAAAUUAAACAGCUGCUUGUAAUUUUACAUCAAUACCAUUAGGAAUACAUCCCCCUAAAAAGUUGUUUAAGGGAGUUUUUAAGAUGCAGUUCCUGGUUACAGUGGGGGUGUUGUACAUAAAUUCAGUCCCUUCAGAAAAAAAAAGUUUCUUCCCCUUUUGACUUGACUUUGACCAUGGCAGAUGACUUGACUACGGCAGAUGGGUUUUCAGCUGCUCAGUAUGCUGCAGUAUGUCAUCCUUAUUUUUGCUGAUCUUGCUUGGGUCGUGCUUUAAACACAAUUGUUUACAGAGAACCAGCCACAUUUUUACAGUCCAGAGGCAAGCAUGCUGUUUGUGAUCAGUUUUGGUUUUUUUACAAAUUCCUUUUGCUUUGCUCUCUCUUAAUAGGAGAGCACAGUAAGCCACCUGCAAUUUUCAACAACAGCAUACAAAAUAUGUUAGCUUAACAGUAUAACUAAAUCAUUAACUGCCAUUUUAUUAAGGAUGUUUUUAGAUUUCAAAAAUGGCAAGUGAGUAAACUUUUAAAGUCUCUUUUCAUAAGGAAAAAGUAUAUAUAUAUAUCUGUAAAUUAUUGGAAUAAACAGUGGUUAUUCAUUUUUGUUUGAACUUUUCCAGCAAGUGGGUGAAUCGCUUGUUAUUAUGUCUGUAGAGUGGUGCAUUUCUGUUCAAUGCAUGCAAGGGUUUGACCUGGAGAUGUUCACAUUUAGCAAUUAGUGUGUCACUAUUUGAAAAAAGAUUUAUUUCAUUUGUGUUGUGUGCAUGUGCUUGAAUGCUGUUUGAAAAUGUGAGGAGAUUUCAUUAAUUUUUUUUAUGUCUAUGCACAAAAUCUGUCUAGAAACAAUGGGAAGUCUGGCUGUGGAUUAAAGGACCUGAGAAAUUGUAAAUUUUUUAGACUGUAAUUCUGUAUUUUCCUGAAAAGCUUGUGAUCUGAUCUAAAGCUUAUGAUGUUCAAAAUGGACACUCAUGUGAUAGUGAUUGCUACCUUUUCUUUGUUUGCCCCUGAAAUAAAACUUCUGUAAUAGGGGGACAUCUGUCACUUUGUUGCAACUUUGAGCAUCAGCGUUAGUACAUCAGAGAUUUACCAUAGCAUGAAUAGUGAGAGUGUUUGGGAACCAUGGAUUUUGUGACCUGCUCAGCGAAAGACUCUUGUUAUUAGUUGUUAGUCCCCAUUUUUCUAGGUUUGCGUUUCAGUCUCUCCUUGCUGUUGCUUCUCAAGUUUAUUUUAAUCUGGCCUGGGUACUUCCACCAUUACUCACCAGGCCAAAGGAAAUGUUAGAAACUUGACAGUCUGGUCAUGUGAUUGAUAUUUAUAACCAGCAGCAACUGCUGUAACUGGUGUAUUCAUAUAUCUGUCUUUGUUUUGUGGAUGUUAACAUUGUCCACAAAGUCUAGUUGAAAGAAUAGUGUCUUCAUGAACAAUGGUUAUAGAGGGCCAUAUUUAUUGUACAAAAUGCUUAUAUUAUGAAAAUAUAUUACAGUUUCCUUAUGGCACCAUUAAAUGCAUAGGAAUCUUCUCACUGCUGACUACAUCACAGGAAAAUACAUUUGAAAGUGACUUGGUGUUCAAAGCCAAAUUAUUUGAGUGAACUGUUUGUUGUGAAGUGGGUCAUGAUUUUGCUUUCUGCUUUUUCUGUAAUGGCAUGACAGAUUGAACAAAUGCAGAGCAAAGAUUAGUGUACACCUCACAGCCAGUACUUUUGUAAAGUACUUUCUGGAAACUUGAAAGUAUCAAAUGAUUUGAAAGUAUAUUACCCAUCAACAUGAAACAGUUUAUUUUAAAAGUAGACUUCCCCCUCGCUGAAGAUUUACCAACAUUCUUUUAAUUAAAUGUUGUAACAGCUCUUUAUGAAAGAAGUAUUAACUUUCAAUCUCAUCACAGAUCCAUUUUUUUUUUCAUCUCAAAGAAGUUGAGAGAGCUAGGUACUGUAUGUAUCUUGAUAAAUUGCCUUAGAAUAAAUUGCUAAUAUAUAUUUCAAGUUUGGUGGUGUUUGGUUUUAAUUCCCACCUUAACUGUCCCAUUUUGACACAAUUGAUGUACUUUUUUUAGAUCAUCAAAAUAACAGUUCAUAUUUAUAUUUUAUAAAUCUCAUUGCUUAAACAGUCAGUGUUGUGUAUAAAUGUGUACCCCAUGUUUGGCAAUCAUAAUGUGAGUGUACUUGCAUAUCACACUUCCCUGCCCAUUCAAGGGUGGUCCUGCGGUGCAACUGUUAGCACCUGUGAAGAUUAUCUGUCCUGAGUGCAGCUUUUGUCUUGGGCAUACUGUUUCUGUGCAUGUGGCAUCUGUUUACAUGCUGUGAUAUAGCCUUAGUUGCUGGCUUGGUGUAAAACAUCAAUUCCCCUCCCCACUUCCCAUUUAAGACAUGCUGACUUCACUUUCGGGAAGUACUGUUAAAAACGAUGUUUCAUUAUUGCUAAGAUGGUGGCAAAGAAGAGAUGAGGAUGGUGGAUGCAGGAAAAUGUAGAUCCUUAGUCUUGAUAUUUUGACAUGUUGAAUAAAAUCCAAUUGAGGUCAGCAAGAUCAAAAUAGAUCAGCAGGUUUUUUUCAGUGCAUUGUCAGGUGCUCUCUGUCACAGUUGUCAAAAAAGCUUGGCAGUUAAUAGUGGUAGGUCAUGAAAAUCACCACUCAACAAAAGUUGCAAAUGAAAAAGGUCACAGGUGAUGAAAAAGUCCAACAUAAGGAUGAAAACAUCAGCGCCAAAUGUAGGAAAGCAACAGGCACUAAAAUCAGAAAUAGUCUUACAGAAGAAAGGAAAAAUUCAGAGAUCACUCCCCCCCGCCCCCCACUAAACCUCUAAAGCAGGUUAGACAAAAGGAGGUUGCACGUAAGAAUUUUUCUGACAAAAGGGACAAAAUCAGAUCUUGAAACUAUUUUUUUUGAGGGGAGUUACAUUCCUUACAGAUUUGAGUGUUUCUAGAUGACCCUUUCUUUUAUAUAUAAAGAUCAUAG